Messenger RNA from Puma concolor (puma), 1801 nucleotides. Lineage: Eukaryota; Metazoa; Chordata; Mammalia; Carnivora; Felidae. The record is from RefSeq and is a predicted model, not a curated record.
AUGGCGGUGAUGGCAAUGGCGGCUGCGCUGCGGGGACCCGGCGGGCGCUUCCGGUGGCGUACACAGGCCACGGCGGGCGGGGUGCGGGGCUCGGCACGGGGAGCCGCAGCAGGGAGGCAGGACUACAAUCUCCUGGUGAUUGGCGGGGGAUCUGGCGGCUUGGCUUGUGCCAAGGAAGCCGCUCAGCUGGGAAUGAAGGUGGCCGUGGUAGACUAUGUGGAGCCUUCCCCCCGAGGCACUAGGUGGGGCCUAGGCGGCACGUGUGUGAACGUUGGCUGCAUCCCCAAGAAGCUGAUACACCAGGCAGCGCUGCUGGGGGGUAUGAUCCGCGACGCUCCCCACUACGGCUGGGAUGUGGCCCAGCCGGUCCUGCAUGACUGGAGGAAAAUGGCAGAAGCUGUUCAGAAUUAUGUGAAAUCCCUGAACUGGGGUCACCGGGUCCAGCUUCAGGAUAGAAAAGUCAAGUACUUUAACAUCAAGGCCAGCUUUGUCAAUGAGCACACGAUUUGCGGUGUCACUAAAGGUGGGAAAGAGAUCGAAGGCGCCUUGGAAUAUGGAAUUACAAGUGAUGACAUCUUCUGGCUGAAGGAGUCCCCUGGAAAAACGUUGGUGGUCGGAGCCAGCUAUGUGGCCCUAGAGUGUGCUGGCUUCCUCACUGGGCUCGGACUGGACACCACUGUCAUGAUGAGAAGCAUCCCCCUCCGGGGCUUUGACCAGCAAAUGUCUUCCUUGGUCACAGCGUACAUGGCCUCUCAAGGCACCAGGUUCCUGAAGCACUGUACCCCGUCAAGAGUGCAGAAACUUCCAGACGGCCAGCUCCAGGUCACCUGGGAGGACCUCACCUCUGGCAAGGAGAACAUGGGCACCUUCAGCACUGUCCUGUGGGCCAUAGGUCGAAUUCCAGAAACCAGAAGUCUGAAUUUGGAGAAUGCUGGAAUAAACACCAACCCCAACAGUCAGAAGAUUCUGGUUGAUGCUCAGGAAGCCACCUCUGUCCCCCACAUUUAUGCCAUCGGAGACGUAGCAGAGGGGCGGCCCGAGCUGACACCCACGGCUAUAAUGGCAGGAAAACUCUUGGCCCGGCGCCUGUACGGUCAGUCCUUAGAUGUGAUGGAUUACAGCAACGUGCCCACCACAGUCUUCACCCCGCUGGAGUAUGGCUGCGUGGGGCUGUCAGAGGAGGAGGCCAUGGCUCGCCAUGGAGAAGAGCAUGUGGAGGUUUAUCAUGCAUAUUAUAAACCACUGGAGUUCACAGUGGCAGAACGGGAUGCAUCCCAGUGUUACAUAAAGAUGGUGUGCCUGCGGAAGCCCCCACAGCUGGUGCUGGGCCUGCACUUCCUCGGCCCCAAUGCAGGUGAAGUCACUCAAGGAUUUGCUCUGGGGAUCAAGUGCGGGGCCUCCUACGAGCAGGUGAUGCGGACGGUGGGCAUCCACCCCACCUGCGCUGAGGAGGUAGCCAAGCUGCGCAUCUCCAAGCGCUCGGGCCUGGACCCUACUGUGACAGGCUGCUGAGGGUAGGCAGCCAUCCCUGCCAGGCCAAGGGCACACGGCGUGCCUGCCGCCCCCACAACCAGGCUCUUUUGAGGCUCAGAUCCAGGACGUAGAAGGCCGAGCCUGGGCAAGCCUCACCUCUGCCUGGAGAGCCCCUGAGGUAGUCAGCGUGGGUGGCGUCUGGACCGACCCCCUGUGUGCCCUGCAGGGAUGGCUCCAAGGGUUGUCAGCCCCUGACCUCACACACCCUCCUGCCUGGGCCAGCCCCGCCAGGCCCCUGAUGCCAGAAGAUGAUGAUGUGCACAGAAAC